Zychaea mexicana is the source of this 2120-nucleotide messenger RNA. RefSeq lists its product as uncharacterized. The record is from RefSeq and is a predicted model, not a curated record. The transcript has a single exon. The coding region runs from base 331 to 2034 and encodes 567 amino acids. NCBI's taxonomy places the organism in Eukaryota, Fungi, Mucoromycota, Mucoromycetes, Mucorales, Lichtheimiaceae.
UUAGACGUUUUAUCUGAGCUGGAUGGAAGUGAAGCUGUCAAGGAAUCACUUGGACGCGUUCUGCGACAGAACAAAACUACUCUGAAGAGGUUGACUCUCUGCACCUUUAAGGAUGUUCCCACUACAGUGGAUGCACUUGACAACUGCCCGAAUCUAUCGCACCUUAUCAUUUCCGGUCACCACAAUCUUUUGGCCGAGGACUACAUACCAAGCACCACGUUUUCUGGAAGAAAAAUCAAGUUCACUGAUUGGGAAAAUACCUGUCGAUAUGCCAUCCUAACCAGGCAAGGCCGAACGGACAACACACGGCAAACUGAUACUGGGCUUGGAAUGACUGAUCUCGCAUAUGCAGCGGUACUUGCGCAGGAAAGAAGGCAGCGGCUUUCGCUACCCAAGUGCCCCACAGCCAGGCAUCGACAACUGAAGCGACUGGAUUUACUCGGGAUGGAAACGACACACUUUCUCCAUCCUAGUUUCUGGCAGCACUUGUCGAACCUCGAACACAUUGCAAUCAGCACUCCAAUAGGUCUAUCGGAAGACUGUUACUCCAUCAUCCAGCAUCUCGGAGAUUCGUGUCCAAAUCUCAAAACGCUGCGUUAUGGAAUAGGGUGGGAAGGCUACACUGGUAUCGAUGGUGCCGCCGAUGGUGGCGACAACAAAAUUGAAGAGGAAAGGAGAGGGGAGAUAGACGAAGGGAAAGAGAAAGGACGAAUGUGUCGUGGUCUCCGGGAACUUGCUGUGCGAAUCCGUAAGGGCAAUCCUGCUGUCGCUGGAAAUGAACCGGACAUGACCUUUACGCUCUUACGGCCUGGCUUCUGUGAUGCGUUACAAGUCCUGAAUCUCCAAUUGAAUUUUACGACACAGGUUGAAGUGGAAAGGCUGGUACAGUCGCCUAUGCCUCGUCUUCGGGAGCUCCAGCUUCAUGUGCACUAUCAUAGUUUAAUCUUUGGCACGAUCCAACCGCACCUAAUUGCGGCUUUGGUAAAAAAUUGUCCAGCUUUGGAACGCGUAGUGUUGAAUCGUACGAGACUGAGCGCGGAUGCCCUGUUUGAAUUUACCAAUGCAAGACAGCAACUGCGCUCCUUAUGCGUAGCACAGGAAAUUCCACUGACACCUAUUCUCAAUGUGGCUCCCAUGCCUCGCAACCCCAAUGAUUUACCCGGUGCCACCGCCGUCGUAACAAAUGCUCCUGGUCCAACAAACGGCAUACCUGCUACAACAGCAUUGUCUUCUAAUUUGCAAUAUCAGAUAACAGUGCAGCAGCUUAGGAUGCGUUUGGAGCGACAAAUGGCUACACCUGGCUUGACUGAUCUGCAGCGUAUGCUGUUGAUGCAACAAACGCAACAACGGAUCGCUGCUGUUGUUAACAACGGUGAUCCUGCCGGAGGAGGAAGAGGACAUCUGCCAAAGAGUAUUUUUAGACAGUUUGCUGCAAAAUACACUCGUCUUACUGAUAUUUGUAUUGCAAGUGCUACUUUGAACGAUUCAGACCUUGCAGCUUUAACAUCCAACAACCACGCUUUGGCGACUAUCAAGCUGAUCGCUUGCCAAUCACUUACUGCCAGCGGACUCGAAGCUGCCUUCUCGUCUCGUUGCGUCGCUCAGAUGAAAAACGGGGUUCUUUCGUCACUGCCAUUUCCACAACCCUUGCGUCAUGUCACCUUGGUACAGAUGAAUAUGCUGGAAGGGUUUGUCAUCACUGGUCUGGUCAAGGUGCCAAGCUUGGAAGAGCUUGUCCUCAUCGAGUGCCAAUGGCUGGAUUAUUCUACAGUUCUGAAAUCCAUCGAGGAAGGCCAGCAUCAACGACGCAUAUUCGCCUCUUGUUCGGACAACAGCCCCGUCACCAAUAAAAUCAAAGCACCAUCACAUACGAAGCAGCAUGUACUGAAAACUUACUAUAUAUGCAAUCUUUCAGAGCAGUUUGCCUAUCCGCAAGAAACUCGAUUAAUCGAAUGUAUGCCGUGGCAACAAUCUCUUGUGACGAGAACUCUGCCAGAUAUUGCCAUCGCAAAGCCUAUAUUCGACUACAUCUGACGACUACUUCCAAUGUUAUUACCACUAUCAUUAGCAACAUGUCAUAGCCAUAACAUGUUAUAAAUGAUUCAAUUUAAUAUAGCUAC